Effrenium voratum is the source of this 997-nucleotide messenger RNA. The record is from the annotation of a GenBank genome assembly. Lineage: Eukaryota; Dinophyceae; Suessiales; Symbiodiniaceae.
ACCGCGCUUCACGUCGAUCUCUGGCUCCUCGUGUAUGGGCCAGUGCAUGGGACAGAGUCCGCUGGGCAUGGCACGGAUACCGUCUUCCAUGGCCCUCGAGGACCUCGAUGACAUCCUUCCACACAUCGUAGAUGAAGGUUUGCCUGGAGGGGGAGAAUUCGUUGUGGCCAACCUGGGCGAGGGGGAGCGCACCGCGAGCGUCAUCGCGCUCUUGGUGUGGCACGGCUUCCUGCCCAUGUCCGGCGGUCGAAGAAACGUCGAUCUCCUGCUGGGCAAGAUGCACAUGAAGCGUUGUGUCCUGGAGCCCCGCAAGACGCACGUGCCCAAGAAGGUGCGCAAACGCGCCAAGGAGUUCCGCCUUACGGUGGACACUGCGUGGCGGGAGGUAGUGGAAUCCAUCCAGCGGCUCACUUACACCACAGCCCCAGGUGAUUGCUGGCUCAGCGACAAAGUGGCGGAGGGCUAUCAGGAUGUGCACAAACUCAGUCCAAAGUGGCGGAGAGGCAUCCGAUUUAUGUCCGUAGAGCUGUGGCACGCUGAGACCAACGAGCUGGUGGCCGGUGAGAUAGGCUACACUUGUGGUAGCGUCUACAGUAGCUGCACGGGCUUCAGUGUCAAAGACAAGUACCCCGGCGCCGGCUCAGUGCAAUUGGUUGCCCUGGGAGCUUGGCUGGCAAAGCAAGGCUUUCAGCUGUGGGAUCUUGGCAUGGAGCUUGACUACAAGCUGGAUCUCGGAGGGCACAUGGUGCCGCGUGCCGCCUGGGCGAAGGAGGUCCGCUCCCUGCGCCACAGAAGCUGCGCCUUGGGAUGCCCAACAGGUGACGAAGCCUGCGCAGCUGCUUUGCUGCCGGUCCUUCUGCCGGAGGCUUCGCGGCCGGCGGAAGGUACUGCGCCGGCCGAGGAGAAAGGCAAGAAGAAGCAAAAGUCCAGGCUCAUCAAUGGCUCUCAUGAGGUAGCAACCGAAAGCUUUGCCACGGCAUAACAUGACUCACCAAAA